Molecule: messenger RNA, 2019 nt
Organism: Drosophila virilis
Lineage: Eukaryota; Metazoa; Arthropoda; Insecta; Diptera; Drosophilidae
Source: RefSeq, a predicted model, not a curated record
GAUAGUUAUUGUUGAAAGUUCGAGAAGUAAAUCACGCAUUACAAACAGUCUAAAGGCUCCGUUGAUUUUUGUUAAAAUUUAUAAAACAUAAAAGGGGCCGAAGUGGGGUGCAAACUAGCAUCUCAUCAAUAUUUCACGUCUUACCGCAAAUCUUACUUUCGGUGUUCAUCGCUCUUUUGCUGCUGCAGUAUAGGCACUAAACUCAAGAACAGACAUAUGUAAAUAUGUAUGUACAUAUUUUGCACACCGGCUCGAGUGCGCGCUUCUCUCUAACGAUCUUAUCGCGUUAUUUAGCAGAUCGGCUAUUAUAUCCAAGCUUUUUGGUGCAUGUCAGUGUCAAGCACAACCGUUUGCUUAGAAAAGGAGCCGUCGAGCAGAUACCUACAUACUUACAUACAUACAUAUGAAUGUGAAUGCAAGUGCCGCUACAAUUGAUCUCGAUACAUACACACACACAAGCCGCUGCACACAUAAAACGGUAAUCGGUCAAGGGCAAAGCUCUUCUCCAUAAGUGAAUUUUGCUGACAGGCCGGAGUACAGUGAGCACUCAACAAAACGUACCAACCGAACAUUACCUCGCUAACAACAGAAUGGAAAAUUCGACAAGUGAAAAAGACUUUUGCAAAGCCAAAUGCGGUUCUGUUCAACGCCAACUAUUAGCAAUGAACGAAUUCUUCAGAGCUGGUGAGAUGAUCAGCUUUGACGAUGCCGAUCUGAUAGUGCGUAAAGCAUCUGCGGAGAGCAUGAAGGCUGAGUUUGAUAUCAGUCAGUCAAGGCUAGAAAAAUUAGAUUUGCUCGUGCUUUCAACGGACGCACGCUCAGACUUCGAGAAGGUUUACUGGAAGAUCAAAUCCAAUCUCGCUCGUCAAAUGGAUGUAGUCACUUAGGGGCGGAUGACUGACGCCAAUUCAACAAUUAUCCCACGCUUUGCUUAAAGUACGCACACAUUUGCUGACUUGUUCAACCGUAAGUGUCGCUUACCGGAAUUGCAGCUUGGUCUAAUUUUUACACCAUGUACAAGACUGUCAUUGGCAGCAAUGAGGACCUAAGUAAGAUUGAGAAAUUACAACAUUUACGUGCGUUCUUGGAUGUUGCUGCUCUCAACAGAAUCAAAUCGUCAGAGCCUGUCGACAUGAAUCACGACAAAGCGUUGGAGUUACUCAUAAAGCGUUUUGAUAAUAAGUUGAUACAUUUUCAGGGCCACGUGCGGGCUAUAGUUGGGCUGCCAGGUGUUGAAAAGGGAUCAGCAGAGGCGUUGCGUGAGUUGAGUGACAAAAUUAACUCGCAUCUUCGGGCGCUUGGCACCAUGUCAACAACUGAGGAGCUGGCUGACGGAUUACUCAUACAAAUAAUAUCGCACAAGCUCGAUCACCACACCCAGAAAAAGUGGCAGGAGGCGCUUGCAACGGAAAACCCGAAAGACUUGAAAAUACUCACGCCUGGGCACUCUAUCUGGGGCAAAGCCAAUGCCACUAUCGACGAGCCAGACAUAACUCACCUGAGCAUAGGUCGCCUCAGACGUUGGCAGCGAAUAUGUCACAUGCAGCAAUCAUUUUGGAAGAAAUGGAGUACAUCGUAUUUGUCGUUGCUCCAAGAGCGCGGGAAAUGCCGACCGUCCAAGCAAAAUCUUCAGGCCGGCAGCAUUGUGCUGCUCAAGGAGGACAAUGCACCACCACUCAGGUGGCCACUUGGUCGAGUCGACAGCUUCAUCACGGAUGACGACGGCAUUGUGAGAGUAGCAGUCAUUCGUACACAAAAUGGUCUGGUCAAGAGAGCCAUUGCCAAAAUCGCCGUUCUGCCAAUCGAGACCACAUCAUGAGCAUGUUCGCAGCAGAACGCCCUUUGAAUAAUAUUAUAUCUAAUUACAAUAUUUCUUUACUUCUCAAAUCACGAUAUUGAAGUCACAUACUAUUAUUUUUAAUCCACUAUAAAAUACCAUUGUAAAUUGCUCAUUACUAAUCUAUCGAUAGUUAUUGUUGAAAAUUCGAGAAGUAAAUCACGCAUUAUAAGCAGUCUAAA